GAUAUACAUUUAAUUGGUUCAGUCGUUGCUGACGUUCUUCAAUUCAGAUGUUGUAGCAUUGUGUGUCUCAUUUGGUAGCUUUUACAUGUUGGAAUACUUACCGCUUCAUGUAGAGAGUGUCGAACAGUAUUGCGAAAUGGCUGUGCAGCCAAAUAAGUAUGAAGAAGUAGGAGAAAUUGGUACAGGGGCUUAUGGUACUGUUUACAAAGCUAGGGAUUUGUUGAAUAACAAUCGAUACGUUGCUCUUAAAAGAACAUUGAUCACCAACACCUCUGAAGAAGGACUUCCAGUUUCAACAUUGCGUGAGAUAGGCUUGUUGAAACAGGUAAACAAAAUUGGACAUAGAAAUAUAGUCAGUCUUUUGGAUGUCUUUCAUUCGCCCCACAGUGCAUCUAAAAAAGAAAUUUGGCUGACGUUGGUUUUCGAGCAUGUAGAACAAGACUUGACGAGCUAUCUUGAAAAAUGUCCUUCACCGGGAAUUUCUUCUUUCACCAUCAAGAGCAUUGUUCAUCAAAUACUUAAAGGGAUUGAUUUCCUUCACACGCACCGUGUCGUUCAUCGAGAUUUGAAACCACAAAACAUUCUCAUUACAAAUGAUGGCUGUGUAAAGGUUGCGGACUUUGGACUUGCUCGUAUUUAUGGGUUUUCGAAGCUACUAACAUCUGUUGUUGUUACAUUGUGGUAUCGUUCACCUGAAGUUCUUCUGCGUUCUGAUUACGCUACGCCGGUUGAUAUAUGGAGUGUAGGAUGCAUUUUUGCCGAACUAUUCAAUCGUCGACCGUUAUUUGAAGGCAGAAACGAAUGUGAUCAACUCCACAAGAUAUUUUGGAUAAUUGGCUCCCCUCCUGAAGAUGAAUGGCCGGACUAUUGCUCUUUACCAUGGGGUCAAUUUAUGGGUUAUAUCCAUGUUCCAUUGAAGAGACUUAUACCUGAGAUAUGCGACUUAGGCGAGGAUUUAUUGAAGAAAUUGAUAACGUACAACCCGCACCAAAGGAUAAGCGCACGGGCGGCAUUAGAUCAUCCUUAUUUUAAAGAACUUCGUGACUCAAAUGAAAACAAAGAAAACUAUGACGCAAAGAAUAUAGCAACGUCAGCUCAUAACGUUAAGCAAAAGCAAGAUGAUGACGUCACUAUCGUUGCCCUUAAAGAUUCAACCAACGAUGAUCCAUUAAAAAGAUUGAAAUAUUCACAUGACCAAGAUCCUGUGGGAGAUUUUAAGUAAUCUCAGUGAGCUUUCAUACCCGUACCAUUGAGGUUCAUAUGUGUAGGUUGAUGAACCAACUUGUACUAUAAGGUAGUUGAACCACUUGUUUUAUCACUAAAAUGACAUCAGGUUUGCAAUAGAAAGCAUGUAAUAUAUAACGGUGGGAUGGAUGAUGAGGAAUCAUUUAGUACAUGCCAAAAACUGACAAUGAUACCAACAUUCCAAAAGUUUUCAAGUCAUCAUUCCUACCGUGCUAUCCUUCAUUUAUUACAUUAAAUUGUAAAUAACCAACUAACAAGAUGUUUCUUAAAGAAACACGUGUUCUCCGGACGACGAGAACAUUUCUUGGAAAUUUCUGUCAAUAAUUAACAUGAUCUGUUUCGUCCAUAACAUAGAUAUAGCACUUGCUCACUAAUUUGACAGUAAGAAUUUUUAAUCUUUUGCAUCAAAAGUCGGUCGUACAAUAAAGAGAUAUUUUUGAGCAUAAAAGCGUAUCCCACGCAACAUUAAACAAAAAUCCUUUACAUAAAUGUUUUACAGAAAAUAUGUUAGCUUCACAAGCAUUUUAAUUUAUUAUACUUUUUACCGACGUGUACAUAAAUAUCUCAACAUGUAUCCUUUGAUAAUAAAAUUAAUUUUCAAUUUUUUAA
This is a messenger RNA of Xenia sp. Carnegie-2017, 1854 nucleotides long. RefSeq names its product cyclin-dependent kinase 6-like. The transcript has 7 exons. Gene Ontology annotation, biological process: protein phosphorylation; regulation of G2/M transition of mitotic cell cycle; signal transduction. Bases 86 to 1222 code for a protein of 378 amino acids. Gene Ontology annotation, molecular function: cyclin-dependent protein serine/threonine kinase activity; ATP binding; cyclin binding. The record is from RefSeq and is a predicted model, not a curated record. NCBI's taxonomy places the organism in Eukaryota, Metazoa, Cnidaria, Anthozoa, Malacalcyonacea, Xeniidae. Gene Ontology annotation, cellular component: nucleus; cyclin-dependent protein kinase holoenzyme complex; cytoplasm.